This is a messenger RNA of Yamadazyma jaroonii, 414 nucleotides long. NCBI's taxonomy places the organism in Eukaryota, Fungi, Ascomycota, Pichiomycetes, Serinales, Debaryomycetaceae. The record is from the annotation of a GenBank genome assembly.
AUGGGGGAUUACCAUAAAUUACUGAACGGUAUCGAGUUAGACGAAAUCGAGAAGAAUAUAGGUGUAGAUAGCGUACCAGUGGUCAAAGACGACUCGUCUCAUAAUGAGGCCAACUUCCACACCAGAAUUCAUGUACCUGAAUCGAGGAAUAAGUUCAAGGUUAAUGCCCCCAGUAAAUAUUUGAAAGCAAUAGAAAAAUAUUUCUACAAGGGCUGUUGGUUAUUUGGAUACAUUAUAGGAGCCACAGUUGUAUUUAUAGCGUUGAUCUUCGCAUUCGUAGCCAUUUGGUAUUUGUUUUUUGGAGUUGUUGGAAUACUAAACCAGGCUACCGAUGGCUUCUUUGGUCUAUUCGAUGUCCAGGAUGCGGAUAAAAGCAUUCACCAUCUAAUGACAAUAUUUGAACUAUCAGAAUAA